Molecule: messenger RNA, 3162 nt
Organism: Talpa occidentalis (Iberian mole)
Lineage: Eukaryota; Metazoa; Chordata; Mammalia; Eulipotyphla; Talpidae
Gene: CCR4
Product: C-C motif chemokine receptor 4
Exons: 7
Coding region: 732-2027 (431 amino acids)
Biological process (GO): immune response; G protein-coupled receptor signaling pathway; chemotaxis
Cellular component (GO): membrane
Molecular function (GO): C-C chemokine receptor activity
Source: RefSeq, a predicted model, not a curated record
GCUGCGAGGCCGGUGCCUCCAGAUGAGCCACUCAGAGGCAGCCACCUGUCUUCCUUGCCUCUGAUUGGCUGGGAAGAGCGCGCCCAGAACGGCCACCAGCUGCGACCUGGGAGUCCCCGUGAACCCGCGACCGUUAAACGGCCCAACCGCCAGGUGCCGAGUUACUUCAUUUCAAGCUCUCUGGGCGCUGAGAGAGCACCUGACCUAAGAAAGGCCCUAGUAUGCAGAUGAGGAUGUGACAGUGAGAUUGGAGGAGCAAUGGACUCUGGAGACAAUAGGAGCACUAAAGAGAAGCUAGUAGAGAAGGUGAAAGAAGCUAUAGUAAUUUUUAAGCAUAUUAAAUGGGUAACUGUUCUUACCUCGCCAUGUUCUCAAAUAUGGCACAAGAGAACCUCAGUGGCCAUGUGGACAUAAGAGAUUUAUUUAUUUAUGCAUUCAAGAGCUGGGAUAAAGGCCGGAGAUACGGGGUGUGAGAGAUUCACCAGCAACAAUGGGGAGCACAACAGGCGGAUCUACUGAAAUCCACUGCUGAGGGGAGCAACGGACUAGACAGGAGAGAUCUGCUGCGCCAUAAACUCAGCCCAAAGGAAGAUGAUAUCUAUGAAAAUGUCAAGAUUGCAGGCAUUAGCCCUGACCAUGUCUCUAGCUAUGGUCUCUUGAACACACCACCUCCUCGCUCUGGGUUCUUCUUCCACCCGUCUAUGAAAUAGCCGCUUAAACAGCAUAGACAAAUGAGGGAUGGAGCUGGCGAUGACAGGAAGCCACAUACCCUUCAAAGGCACCUCUCUUUCUUAGUGCUGUGCUUUUUGAGUAAGCCUGUCAUUGUUUCACAGACCUUCUUCGGAGGCGCUUGGAGAAAAAAGCAAGAAAUCUUGUUUGCUCUUCCCCUCAUUAGGGUCUUCUGGUUGGGCCAGACCUGGCUUGAGAAACGUAUAGGCUUGAAAAUGAACCCCACAGAUAUAAUGGACACUACCCUGGAUGAAAUUGCCUACAACAGUUACUAUCUAGAUAUGAAUAUUCCCAAGCCUUGUACCAAACAAGGAGUCAAGGCAUUUGGGGGGCUCUUCCUUCCCCCACUCUACGUUUUGGUCUUUCUUUUUGGUCUGCUUGGAAAUGCCAUCGUGGUUCUGGUCCUGCUCAAGUACAAGCGGCUCAAGUCCAUGACUGACGUGUACCUGCUCAACCUCGCCAUCUCGGACCUGCUGUUCGUGUUCUCCCUCCCUUUCUGGGGCUACUAUGCUGCAGACCAGUGGAUUUUUGGACUAGGUCUCUGCAAGAUGAUUUCCUGGGUGUACUUGGUGGGCUUUUACAGUGGCAUAUUCUUCAUCGUGCUCAUGAGCAUCGACAGAUACCUGGCCAUUGUGCACGCUGUGUUUUCCUUGAGAGCAAGAACCUUGACUUAUGGGGUCAUCACUAGCUUGGCCAUUUGGUCCCUGGCUGUAUUAGUGUCCCUUCCAGGGCUUUUAUUCAGCACUUGUCAAACUGAGCGCAACCAUACCUAUUGCAGAACCAAGUACCCUCAUAACUCCACAAACUGGAAGGUUGUGAGCAUCCUGCAGAUCAACAUAGUAGGAAUGGUGAUCCCCUUUGGGAUCAUGCUGUUUUGCUAUUGUAAGAUCAUCAGGACCUUGCAGCACUGUAAAAACGAGAAGAAGAACAAGGCGGUGAAGAUGAUCUUUGCCGUGGUGGUCCUCUUCCUGGGGUUCUGGACACCCUACAAUAUAGUACUCUUCCUGGAGGGCCUGGUGCAGCUGGGGGUCCUUGAGGACUGCACCUUUGAAAGACACCUGGACUAUGCCAUUCAGGCCACAGAGACCCUGGCUUUUGUUCACUGCUGCCUUAAUCCAGUCAUCUACUUUUUCCUGGGACAGAAAUUUCGCAAGUACAUCAUACAGCUCUUCAAAACGUGCAGGGGCCCUUUUGUGUUCUGCCAAUACUGUAGACUCCUCCAUAAUUACUCCCCUGAUACCCCGAGCUCAUCUUACACACAGUCCACCGUGGAUCAUGAUUUCCAUGAUGCUCUGUAAAAAAAAAGAAAUUGCAAAGAACAGGGUGAAUAAAUUCCCAAAUUAAGCGUUUACUUGAAAUUGUAUUUUAGGAAGAGGUCUCAGCAAAUUUCAGGAAGAAGACUGACAAUCCAUUGCAGAAGGAGGGGUUCUUACCCUGCAGUCAGCUUUUUCUCAGGUCAUGUAGGAGUUCAGUGCAGCAAGAGUUCUGUACUGAGGUGUGUCCUUUCUCACUCCAUGUUUACCUGCAGCAAUAAGUAAAUCUUAUAAUUCUGAGUACAGUUUCAAUGAGGUUAUAGAAAAUAUUGGAAAGGAAAGACCAUUCCCUUUUCCCCUGAGCUAAUGGGGUUCUCCAAAGGGAAGUGCAGAGACUUGACUUAUGGACUGCUGUGAAAUUAUGUCUUGCUGUGAAAACUGGACCCUUUAUUAAUUUCUAGAUUUUGUGGAUACAAUAUAGAAAACUUUGGCACACUGUUCUAAAAUUUUUCUAGAUAUCUAUCUGAAGCAUGGUAUUUCCAUGAAGCGAGGUGUAUGCAGCAGCAGCUAGUGAAGUCACGAACCUAGAUUUUGAUGCUUUCAUUGCAAAGGAUUAUUUGUUGCUGGAAGCCAAACUGUUUGUGCUGAUUACAAGUUGUAAGGACAUGGAGGCAUUAGUGUGGUCUGAUUUCCAAACAAAAAGUACAAGGCAUUCAAAAUUCAAACGUACUUAUGAAAAUUCAAGUUCUAUUGUGAAAUUUCAUAUGCCCAUGGACAGUUUUUAUUUUAAUCAUAACAGAUGAAUAGUCAAAGAAAUAGAUUGUUCCAUGUAUAUUUAUUUGGGGUCUUUUACUUGUUUAUAAAUAUUGUCUCCAAAACUAAUAAUGAGGACUAAGAAAUUAUGCAAUUGUCUCCUUAAUUAUGUUGAAGUGCUCUCAUCAAUUGAGGUAGAAAUUUUUGCUGAUGUGGCAUAAAAAUGACUGUUAAGGGCCUCCCUGGUGGCCUGGGGGUUAAAUCUCAGUUCCUGGCCAGGGAACUACCCACAUAUGGCACUGCAGGCCUCUCCUGUGUCUCCCACUGCUCCUCUCAGCAGUGUAUUUCAGUAGAUCCAUCUCUUCUGUUCCCCACUCUAUCUCCGGUGAAUCCUGUCACUCCCCGAACCUCUGGACUACACCCCAGG